Molecule: messenger RNA, 1652 nt
Organism: Mizuhopecten yessoensis (Yesso scallop)
Lineage: Eukaryota; Metazoa; Mollusca; Bivalvia; Pectinida; Pectinidae
Exons: 4
Coding region: 136-1407 (423 amino acids)
Molecular function (GO): protein binding
Source: RefSeq, a predicted model, not a curated record
UUGACGGGAUUUCCCUUCAAGAUUACCGUGACGUCAGGAAUUAGGCCGGGGAAGGCUUACAGAGAGGUGAUCCAUGCAGCGUGAACCAAUUAAAACAAGUGCUGACAAUCUUACUAUAAAUGGUAACAAACAAGAAUGGCUAACUUUGAUCCGUCCGCAAGUCUCCAGUCAACUUCGACUGAAACAGAAAAACAACACGUCUGCAGAUGUACACACUGCUGUGACAGUGAUUUCGUUACAGAAGAAGACGACCUAAAAUAUUCCCCAACCAGAUUACCUGUUCCGUGCCGACAAAGUCCAGUAUCCGAUGCCUUUUCACCGGAAACUCGCUUUAUUGAAAAGCCGAUAGCAUCUGACGAUCACCUAUCAAAUGAGAAGCAAAUGGCAAGACGCUAUGAUAACGAACAUCUUCCAGCAACAAACCUUUAUCUUUCAGUCAUACCCGAGCAACAUGAGCACAGCCAGGCUCAAUAUUCGUCCAAUCAUGAUCGAUCUGUGCCGUAUCAUCCGUCGGGAGGUCCACCACCACAUGUAUCUAUUUCCAACACAGGAGACGCAUUACAACCCCUGGUAUCAACAAACACUGUGAAAAGAAAACAGAGGCAAAAGAGAAAAGCAGUCGCCUCCUUUAUUUUUCUACUUGGUCUCUUAUAUCUGGUCGCUCAAAGCGUAAACAAUUUAUUGUAUAGACAUCAAUGUCGAUCACACAAUAUUUGGAAUUAUCAAGAACCAGACGAAUCUCUGCUUGAAUCGACAUUAUGUUUCCCAUGUUCUUUAGUGCGUCAAGAGUUAAUGAAUUGCUUCCUGAAACAAAAAACAAGUUACUCAGACUUACAUAUUGUCAAGACUAUUGACAACAAAUUCCACUGCUGCCUGGAACGAUUUGGGCACGUCAAAUGGAUGGUUAACCUGAUGAAAACUGCCAAAUUCGUUGGAAAGGACAACACUACUAGUGAUAAACAUGUCAACAAAUGCCUCUCUCACCUUCCCAUCCGUGCAGAUUCCUCAGAAAGUGCGAAUGGAUCCCAUUUAAAACACGACAGAACAAAUAUUAUGUGUGAUAAGGUAAACGUUACACAACACUCCCUAAUAGCUGCAGAGGAAGGACUCUAUAUCAUAUAUAUAACAGUAACAAUGCACAUAGCACCACCCAAUACAGCGACAGAAAGCAAUCAGCAGGCUGUCAAGGCCCAUCUUCACAGUACUAACUAUUCCAAUACCAAAUGUAUUUGGAUGGAAACAUUGACAAAGGACAACGGUUAUAAACCAUUCGAAAUUUUCUUCAGUUCGAGUUUUUAUGUGAUUACGAAUCUAGCCGAGGGAGAGCAAAUUUUCUCUGUUUUCUCCCAUCCAUCAUAUAUAUAUGAUACGAAAGGUGCGAAUCAGAUAGGUGUUAUCAAAAUUUGAAUUGUCAAAACAUUCAAUUUAAGCCAAGGAAAUAUUACUUCCAAACCUAAACCUGAAUGUAUGGGAGGAGUUACAUGAAUAUUAAUAUACAGCAUUAAUAUACAUUAAGUUACCUGUUACGUUUUCCUUACAUUGUAACAUUUGAAAUAAGUUGUGAGACAUUUGCUUUGCUAUUUUGAUUGAAAUUGAACCCUCAAAACAAGACGUCAUUAAUGAUGGUGGUUGUUUUUAUUAAAUUAUUAUGA